This is a messenger RNA of Corythoichthys intestinalis (scribbled pipefish), 6157 nucleotides long. Its product is annotated as homeodomain-interacting protein kinase 2-like. The transcript has 10 exons. Lineage: Eukaryota; Metazoa; Chordata; Actinopteri; Syngnathiformes; Syngnathidae. Gene Ontology annotation, cellular component: nucleus; cytoplasm. Gene Ontology annotation, molecular function: protein serine/threonine kinase activity; ATP binding; protein tyrosine kinase activity. The record is from RefSeq and is a predicted model, not a curated record. Gene Ontology annotation, biological process: peptidyl-serine phosphorylation; peptidyl-threonine phosphorylation. The coding region runs from base 318 to 1544 and encodes 408 amino acids.
GGGAGAACAGCUGGAGCAUUUAAGAGGCUGGUGGAUGUCUGCUUCUUUCCUGGCCAACAUGUGGAUGCGAGGAAAAUCUAACUGUAGCGUUUCCACCAUCUAAUUAGCCCUAACAGCUAUCACGAGGAAACCCUCAGGAGUAUAAACACAUCACUGAUGGUUGGAAGCACUUUUCGUUUAACCUGAAGAAGAUAUGAGUUUAAAGAAUGGACUGAAAAGGUUGUGUGCAAACCAAAACAAGAUGUUGCACCAGUGGAUGCGUGCAAAGACAUGGAUUGGGCAUGUUGUGAUGUCAUCUCAAUGUGAGGAAGCAGAGGAUGGAACACUCCAACUUUUCAGUGACUGUGGAGUGCCAGGUCUCCUCUCCCACCUGCAACUACAUAAUGGAGGAACUUUUAGGGUCUGGGUCAUUCGGCGAGGUGGUCCAGUGCAGGAAAAUGUCAUCAGGCGAGACUGUGGCUUUGAAGGUGAUCAAGGACAGUAGCAAGAUCGAAGAUACACAGGAUGAGGAGCGCGUUUUGAUCGAGUUGAAAGAACAAGGCUCGGACCGCUUCAAUAUUGUCUGCUGGAAUGACUCGUUCACCUUCCAGGGGCAAUUUUGCCUGGAGUUUGAGAAGCUCGACAUGAGUCUUCAUCAACUUCUUGAGUGCCGUCUACCAUUGUCACUAAUGGAGAUCCGGCCUGUUCUGCAGCAGUUGGGGACUGCGCUGCAUUUCCUUAAAAGUGUGGGGAUCGUCCACUGCGAUCUCAAGCCAGAAAACAUCAUGGUGGUGGACCACCUGCAAUUGCCACUGAAGGUGAAAGUCAUCGAUUUUGGCUUGGCCCUGCAUGCCUCUGAGCUGUCCCGGGGUAUGACCGUACAGAGCAUGUGGUACCGAUGUCCCGAGGUGCUACUGGGCCACGAGUGCACGGAGGCAAUAGAUGUGUGGUCACUGGGCUGCAUCACCGUGGAGCUUUUGCUCGGCCGCCCGCUGUUUGAUGGCUGUGAUGAGUAUAGCAUGCUGUCGCAGAUCAGCACCACACUUGGAAAGCUGCCAGGCAGCAUGCUCGAUGCUGGUAUAUUCACGUCGUGCUUCUUUCGUAAGAAAGGCAAGAAAUGGAGGUUGAAGAACCGAGCCGAAAUGAUCACGACUUGCGAUGGUACUCAGCCUUUAAACAAGCUUUCAGAUCUGCUUGAGGUUCAUUUUGUUCGCCCCAUCAAAUGUAGCGAUGAGGACUGGUGUGCCAUGCAGUGCGACCUGGAGAUCUUUGUGAACUUAGUUGCUGCAAUGCUCCAGUUGGAACAGAGUAAAAGGUUGAGGCCUUGCCAAAUUCUGGAGCAUCCAUUUGUUACCAUGAGUCAUUUAGAUGGCAAAUUUCCAAACAGUGUUUAUGUCCAACUCUGGCGCAACUGCAUGGAGCUGGGUCAAAACAGAGAGACCUCUUCGAGGCCAAUUUGGAACAAGUCGAGUUACGAAUUUGGAGAUCAAUCUGCUAGGCCCAGGAAGUCUGUCAUCAUGAUUCAACAGUGUAAAUUCAAGUGUCAAGAAAAAAAGACACGAUGAAGUCGAUAGCAUGUUGGCAGAAAAUCUCAUCUUUAAUACUUAAGGCAAAAAUAUGAGGCUAAGGGUCUGCCAAUAGCAGAUGCAGGAAUCGUCGAUACGUCCUCAAUUGACAGCUUCAGGAAAGUCCGUCUGACACACUUGCCAGUGGCAUAGAGCAACAAGAUCAAGUAAGCAUUUUGUCUCAUUUAGAACUCCUCUACUUGGAAUUUGGUGACACCACAAUCCAGUGCAAGAUAAAUAAUACAAUGAGGCACACAAGGUAAAAGCCUUCGAGGGAAACCUGAAAUGUAUGCUAUUAUAUUUAUGGUGGUUUAACUGCUGUUCCUCCCUCACAUCAUUAUUUCCUACGCGUGUCCUCCAUUAAAGGUGCUAUGAAAUACAACAGCAAGUGCCUUUAAAGCAGUAAUGUGAAGUAAUUUCUUCACAUGCCAAAUAGGGUCACAAGUAAAGUAAUUAAACAUUGUCCAACAAAUAAAGCAUGAAAAAAUAAUUUAUAUGUUGUAUAUUUGACAAAAUAAUCGCGUUUCCGAAGUUCGAGCCUGAAAGGGAAUGAACCCGGAAGUGAUACGUCACACCGGGAACGCGAUGGCACCUCCAUACAUACGGCCGCCACACAAAGCCCUUCAAACAAUGAUUCAAACAGCGAUAUAAGCGAUAGAUCAAUUUUAUGUUUUUGUCUAUCUGAUGACAUUGUUAAAAAAAAAAAAAAAUCAGACUUCAUGUUCAUUUUGGCAGAUCCGGCAGCUCUCGUGCAUAUAAAAUAAUAAUAUAAAAACGUUGGGGGGAAAGAAGGAGAUGAGUCAUUGUUAUAUCUUGACCGAGUGACCCACACGACACCUUUAUUGGCUUUUACAACUUUAAUCAACGUCUUGUCAAGUGACUCUGAACAACUUUUCUCUAUUUUAGUGAAGGAGUAAGGCACAAACAAUAACACAUCUAAACGACAUGCGUACACUCUACUGGUGAACUCCCGUAUUACAACUAAAUAAAAUCCACUAUAUCACAGUCGCCAGGGGCGGACUGGUAAUCUGUGGGUUCUGGAGGAUCACAGAACGGCCGGUGCCCUGGACGGCCGGCGGCCGCCAUUCAUUAUACAUCACUGUUUUUAUCCCCCCUAGCCUCUCAUUAUCUACAUCUCGCAUCCAAUCCGACAGGUGGCAGCAAUGCGCCUGUCUGUUCAUCGCCAGUCUGAUAGAAGAACGAAGAAAACACAAAGUACCCUUCAUUAGUUCUUUGUAGAAGCAAACUAGCGACGAGCGGUAAUGCACAAUAUGGAUGGUGGUGGCAAAAGUAAGAAAAAAAGGGUGGCUCGGAGAACUUAGGUUAGGGAGAAAAAAAACAAAGAAACAGGAGAGCAAAGCAUUAAAAUGUCUUAAGUUGACAAAUAUUUUCGCAGGCAGCAGUCUGGCUGCAACGGCCACGUCGGGUAACAGCAGCCUAGCCCCCGGCAAUGGUGAGAGGGGUAGCGGGCGCCGCUCUGACGUGCAGCCAGUGCAGGGAGAGAGAAAAGAGGGAGAGUUGAAAUGAUAAGCUGGUGGAAGUUUUCCAGACAAGCGCAGGGCAAGUAAAAAGGGAUGAAGAGGGUCACUUGCUCGGUAUACCGGCAAUUGUUAUCCACCAGGUAGCUACAUUUUAAAUGACAAUUAAAGGGUUAGUGGCUUAGUGCCAGCUAGUCCAUUUGCAAUCGUGUCAAGUUACAGUAUGCUAGUCCUACUAUCACUCUCCUAAGGAAAAAUAUUUUAGCUGUAAAACAACGUAUGCACACGCAGCAGCAAUAUUAAUUCAUAUGAAAUAUAACAAAAUAUUAAUAAAAUGGUUUUACUUUAAAGUUUAGUAAGUUAAAUUGGUAUGAUAUAUUUUUUUUAAUCAUGUAUAUAUCGUUUUGUUUUCUGGUUAAAACUUUCCAAUGAAGGUUAUGUAUUCAGGAUUUGUCUUGAAAUGUUUAUUGUAUUUUCAUUGAAAUGUAUUAUUUGUAUGGCAAGAUUAAUUGUGGCAGGGGUCUCCAAACCGGUCCUCAAGGGCCGCUGUGGGGCCUGGUUUUUGUUUCAACCGAUCGAGUACCGACAGUUUAACCAAUGAAGUUUCUGCUAAAACAAGCAGCACCUGACUGCACUUGUAAAACACCAGAUUGGUGCAUAGGUGUUGUCUUGUUUUGUUGGAAUGAAAUCCUGCGCCCGCUGCGGCGCUAUGUGGAGUAGUUUGGAGACCACUGAAUUAUGGCAUGAACAAUGAAAUCAUUUUAUAGACAGAGAUAUAUUAUAAUAAAUUAGAUACAUAAAACUUGCUUUGAAAAAUAAAUUCUUUCAUUUGUUUUUUCAGGUUGAUCAUAGAGCUAGUACAGAAAAUGAACCCAACUCCAGUUCAGCCUUGCAGUACUUUGAGCGCCCCAAGUCAGACAGUCACAGUCUAGACACAUUUUCUUCAUUUUCUCUCAAAGUGCACGAAAUUGAUGCAUUUGGGCAUGCCCCCGGACCCCUAGGGGGUCUGUGUUUCCCUUCGUAUAGCGAUUCUUGUGGGCUGGGCCGAGCCAAAGUCCAGGGCUGCUUUUUAGUCCCAGUCCGCCCCUGACAGUCGCCGAUUGCUUUCUCCACUUUACUGUGGCAACAAUAAGAAAACAAAAUGGCGUCUAAUGGCGUGAGGAAAUGUAGUUUUUUCACACAAGCGACCAGAUUACAAAGCACCACUUCAGUGUUGUCCCGAGACUACAUUUCCCAUGAUUCACUGCGUGGCCUGGGUGCUCGCUGAUUCGCUGCCAGACAUUAAAAUUUGUCACCUGUCAGCGGCUCUCGCGAAGCGGCGAAGCACAAACUAGAAGGCUUCAAAGCGAUCACCGUGAAAGAAACGGAGAACCGUACAAAUGCAAUGCAGUGCUUGAAGCAUGAAGGUGGAAAUACACAAUACAAAUACAGAUAAAUUAAAAAUAAACAAACUCACCGGCGGUGUGUGUCUCUUACUGCAACGUGACCGUGAAUUACGCGACGCCGACCCGCUUAUGUGCACAUCCUCACCCCUUUCCCGAUUGACAGUGGAUUAACCCUUUCGGGCAAGAUCGUAGAUGACGCACAAUUUAAACACGCUUAACAUAGCGGACGCAACAACAACUAUGAUCGGGGAUAGCCUCGGCUAACGUCGCUAGCUUAUACUGUUCAUUCCACAACAGUUGGCAGCUCUGCUUUGACAAAGUCAUCAGUCAUCUAUCCAAAAAUCACACACAAAUUACUUUUUGGCAAAUCCUUGAUCAUAAGCAGACCGGUUAAGGAAGCAGGCAUCUUCGAAGUGUUUGCAGCAGAGAACACUACUCGAUGAUGGCAUGAAAUUCAUUCGCUUCGUGCGAACGAAAGAUGUCCAUUUACGUGCCCUGCUAUCCCUUGGCCACUCAUACAACUUUUUGUUUGAGUGAGAACAAAACAUCACCACACACCGCCAUGGCAUCUUACCGAGAAGCAAUGCAACAAACAAUACUGUUCUAUGGCAGACUUCCCUCGCACUUCCCGGUGUGACAUAAUUUCCGAAGAUUGCCGGAGAAAAGCAUUUUCGUUGUCAAGGGUGUUGCUAUGGGUUAAACAAAGAAUCUGGAACGGUUGCGUUAAAAAAAAAAAAUGAAACUAUGCUUAUAAUUGUUUAGCCAUUGAUAUUAUUCAAAAACAUGGUUGGCCAACCUUAGUUCACAUUUGGCCUUUAAAGUGAUAGCGGACCAUAUUUUGGACACAAAUAUAUUUUUAAAGAAUGAGUGACAGAAAAAGGCUUAAAGUAGAAGUUCAGAAUUUUUUCCAUUAAGCUUAAUCUUCGAGUAAGCGGGGGUUUCAAUUAGUCGGUGGAGUUACUGGUGGAUUACUAAUGUUGCUGUUCAUACUACAGUUAUUGAUAUGCAAUGGUAAAUUCUGGUAACUUCAUCCUGAAAACAAGCCAACACUACUAAUUGCAUGGAUCAUUGGUGAUUUUCAUGCAUGCAUGCAUAUGUUUUUUUUAUAUUGGCAUGCUAGGAGAGGCUCAUUGACUGGUGCUAGCUUAGCCACUCCGGAGCCCUGAAACUUGUAAAUAGCUAACUGCACAGAAUUUGUUGAAAUUAACUCCACCAACUAAUUAAACCCCUGCUAACUCUUAAGCCUGAUGUCAAAAAUUCUGAACUUCUGCUUUAAUUGUGAAAUUAGAUCCUAAUUAGUCAUUUUCAGAUGCCUUUGCCCUGCCCACUAAUUUUUGAAAGAAUUUUCAGUUUGCUAGCAUGCUAUCUCCAGAGGCUUUCUAUUCUCUUGUUGGUAUGUCACCGUUAUGGCAUUAGGACAACUUGUACUAGCGAGCAAGCACUAUAAAGAAAGACAUGAUCAUCAAUGCUGAUUGGGAAUUGCUGAAAAAAGGGGGCUUUCCCUGAUGUAUGUUUUGGGUGAAAUGACUAUGAGAAUGUAAAAAAAAAACAGCCUGAGUGGAAUGCCAAAAUCUUGAACAGCCUGAUUUGAGUGUCAAAUUAAUGUCCCACACGUAAAAUUAAAUUUUCAAUUUGUGAAAUGGUUGCCAUUUCAUAGCACCUUUAAGGUUGCAUAUUUUUCUUUAACACCAAUUAAAAAAUAUAUAUAUACACAUAUUUUUUAAGUUUGUUUUGUAAAUUGAAUGUUAAU